Culex quinquefasciatus (southern house mosquito) is the source of this 489-nucleotide messenger RNA. Its product is annotated as struthiocalcin-1. The coding region runs from base 1 to 489 and encodes 162 amino acids. The transcript is spliced from 2 exons. The record is from RefSeq and is a predicted model, not a curated record. Lineage: Eukaryota; Metazoa; Arthropoda; Insecta; Diptera; Culicidae.
AUGCCACAGACGACAGCUCUGGCCUCGUCCAGCUCAGCCACCAAGAACUCCACCUCGGACAUCUCGUCCCGAGCCGGAUUCGCCAACUCGUACCAGCGCUACUUUGUCUACAACGACGAUCCGGUGACGUUCUUUGAGGCCUGGCACAGGUGCCGAGCGCACGGACUCCGUCUGGCCUCAGUCCACUCGGCCCUGGAUAACGUCAAACUGAUGGCGGCCCUGGCCCAGAAGGACAUCAACCAGCGAGGACCGUGGUGGAUCGCCGGAACGGAUCUCGGCAGGACUGGGAACUUCGUGUGGAUCACCAGCAACAAGCGGAUUGACGGGCGGUCCGGUUACACGAACUUUGCUGCUGGAGAAGCGAAAAGUGCUUGCGCCAACGAGCAUUGCUUGGUGGCGGGAGAUGGAACGGGCGGAACGCAGUGGGAUAGUGUGAGCUGUGACAACCGAAAUGGUUACAUCUGCGAGCUGGACACCUGUGAUUGUUGA